Condylostylus longicornis is the source of this 938-nucleotide messenger RNA. It is a transcript of the gene mip40, whose product is annotated as protein lin-37 homolog. The record is from RefSeq and is a predicted model, not a curated record. Gene Ontology annotation, cellular component: transcription repressor complex; Myb complex. The transcript is spliced from 4 exons. Lineage: Eukaryota; Metazoa; Arthropoda; Insecta; Diptera; Dolichopodidae. Gene Ontology annotation, biological process: negative regulation of transcription by RNA polymerase II. The coding region runs from base 116 to 643 and encodes 175 amino acids.
CUUUAUGUUGCUCAACAUUCAUCAAAAAGAAAAACAACAAUUUUGUUAAAGAUCAGCAUUUUAAAAUUGAAAAACAAUUUUCUAAAUAAAAGAAAAAUUUUUAAAACAAAUAACAAUGCCGAAAAGACGAGCAAAUAAUGAAAUUCAACUAGCCCGUGGAAGAUUGUUGGGAAUUUUACAAGAUCUAGCUGAAUUGGAUGAUGAUUACGAUGAAAAUGAUAAAAUUAACAUGCCUCUACGAGGGAGACCUCCAAAGCGCGUCAAGCAAGACAAGUCUGAAAACGCGACUUCUGUACAUGAGAGCUUUGUUAUGAAACUUUUUGAUCGAAGCUUGGAUCUAGCAAAAUUUCAAGAAAAUACAGCUUUGUAUGCAGUUUGUCGUGCAUGGAACAUAAAUAGGCCAAGAGCAAACAGCGUCGAUUGCGAGGUAAGAAAUCGAUGCCUAGAACCUCCUAAAAGAGAAAAAAUGCUAGAGUUAACCGAAAACAUAUUGAAAAAUGAAAUAGGAUUGAUAACAGCAAUGCCAGCACCAAAAGACAAAAUUGAUGAAGAUAGAGAGGUUAAGGAAAAAAAAAUCAUUGAGGAUAUUGUAAUUGUUUUUUUGAAUACAUUCAACAAAAGAAGAACUUUUGAAAGCGCAUAAAGUUGAAUGGAAAAAAAAGAAAGAAGAUUGGAUGGAAAAAACAAAAGAAAGACAUAACAGAUACGCAUUGAGUUUUCAAUUAUUAAAUGCUAUAAAAGAAAUGUAGCCAAUGUGAAGACUCAAUGAAAAAAGAAAAUUGUGACAUAUGCAGUAUACUGGUAUACUUUUAUUUAAGAAAUUAAAAAUAAAUUUAACAUUCUACAUUAUAUAUUUUAUUUGAAUCUUAUAUCUUACAACGUAUUUAAAAAAAGGGUUUGUUAAUUGUUUUUAAAUAAAAAUUAAGGAAUUGCCAAUA